Siniperca chuatsi (mandarin fish) is the source of this 3348-nucleotide messenger RNA. It is a transcript of the gene tes, whose product is annotated as testis derived transcript (3 LIM domains). NCBI's taxonomy places the organism in Eukaryota, Metazoa, Chordata, Actinopteri, Centrarchiformes, Sinipercidae. The record is from RefSeq and is a predicted model, not a curated record. Gene Ontology annotation, molecular function: zinc ion binding. The transcript has 7 exons. Bases 181 to 1980 code for a protein of 599 amino acids.
UUUUGUCCAAUCUGUUGAACUUGACACUUCUACGGAGGAGAAAACGGAGAGAGAACCGGGUUGUUGUACUGUUUCUCUGGUCCGGUUUCUAUCAGUUUUUGGUUUUGACAGUUGUGUAAGUAGCGGCUCCUCUGUUCGCUUCGUCUGGACCGACUAAACUCCGCGCUGACAGACAGAAACAUGGAGAUAGAGAAGGAAGUGAAGAAGAUGACCCUCGGACACGAGUUUGGCGCUGGAGCAGCCUGUUUGAAAUGCAAGGACAAGUGCGAAGGCUUUGAGCUGCAUUUCUGGAGAAAAAUCUGCCGCAACUGUAAAUGUGGCCUCACAGAGCACAACGUGCAGAUGAACUCGGAGGAGAACAAGAAGGUAGGCAAGCUGUUCGAGGACACCAAGUACACCGGCCUCAUCGCCAAGCUGAAGACGGACGGCAUCCCCAGCUACCAGGGCAACAUGAUUACCAUCACUCUGCCCAGCCCUGCCACUGCUUACGUUAUACCGCCGAGUGCUUCUUCCACUCUGGUGCCCCCCUCUGCCACAGCUGGUUCUGUACAGCCUGCUGUAGCUGCUGCAGGUACAACACCCAACAGGGAUCAGGCUCAGGCUCAGGCUCAGGCUCAGGCUCAGGCUCAGGCUCAGGCUCAGCCUGUACCAGCCAGCAUCACACCUGUCAAGGCUAACAAAGUGCCAGUUGCUGUCAGUGCCACAUCAGCCAAUGUGGUACCAGUCCCCAAAGAUGUGCCAAUGAAGUCUGUCACCUAUGAGUGGGCACCACCAGUAGCCAAUAAGUAUCUGGCGGCACGUUACAUUGAGCUGCUCCCACCAGAGAAACGUCCAGUGGCCGGUACAGAGGGAGCUGCUUACCGUCGGCAGCAGAUGGCCUGUCAGCUGCCCGAACACGACCAGGACCCGUCCAAGUGCCAUGAGCUGAGCCCCGCCGAGGUCAAGCAAAUGCAGCAGUACGUCCGCAAGUACAAGGACGAGGCCCUGGGGGUCGGAGAUGUUAUGCUGCCUGAAGAGAUGGCUCUCGCUCAGGCAGGAGGGCAGGGUGGAGCUGGUGUUGGGGCUGGAGGGGCAGGGUUUGGACCUGGGGUUGGUACACCUGGAGCUGGUGUUGGGGCUGGGGCCGGUGGUGGAGCUGGAGGGGCUGGGUUUAGACCAGGAGUUAGUGGUGCUGGAGCUGGUUCUGGGCCAGGGGCUGCAGGCCCUGGUGUUGGGCCUAUGGCUGGGGCUGGAGUUGGUACUGGCUUUGGACCUGGAGCAGGGGGUAGCGGAGCUGUAGCUGGUGGUGCUGGACCACCUUCAGGUCCUGGGGCUGGACUUGGGCCAGCUGGAGGAGCCAUGGGUACUGCUGCCACUGCUGGAGCCAUUGGCGUCCCUGGAGCUCAGCAAGCUGGACUACCACAACAGACCUUUUCAUGCCAUCACUGCCAGCAGCCCAUGCGUCUGGGCGAGCCAGCUGUCUAUGCUGAGCGGGCCGGCUAUGACAAGAUGUGGCACCCAGCAUGCUUUGUGUGUUGUACCUGCAGCGAACUCCUGGUGGAUAUGAUCUACUUUUGGAAGAAAGGCAAGCUGUACUGUGGACGCCACUAUGGAGACAGCGAGAAGCCACGCUGCGGAGGCUGUGAUGAGCUGAUCUUCAGUAAUGAGUACACUCAGGCUGAGGGCCAGAACUGGCAUCUGAAGCACUUCUGCUGUUUUGACUGUGACUGCAUCCUUGCCGGAGAGACGUAUGUUAUGGAGAAUGACAAGCCUGUCUGCAAGCCCUGCUACAUGAAGAACUAUGCCGUGAAAUGCUCAGCCUGCCAGGAUGCGGUAGAGCCCGAGGCCCAGAGGGUUUCCUACGGCGAGCACCACUGGCACGCCGAGCCGCAGUGCUUCAAAUGCUCUGGAUGCUCCAAGUGCCUGAUCGGCCAGCGCUUCAUGGCAUUGCAGGGCUUCCUUUUCUGCUCUUCGGAGUGCAAGAAGAAAACCGUGGCUUAGAGGGCCAAAACAACUCCCUCCAUCUUCUCGACAACUACCUGUGAAACCAGGACAGAUUGAGCUUAGACUAGAACCAGAGCAGGGGAAACAAACACUGGAGCAGUUGGAUGAGGGCAGAGAUGAUGGACUGUAGUUGUGUUAACAAAAAUAUGUGUGCCUGAAACCUCUAAUAUAGAGAUGUACAAUAAUAGUGAGUCCAUGUACAUUUGGGUACUCUUUUCCUACUGUUAAUGGAAGACCACGGUAUUGAUAAGUUUGUCUCGGCUAGACACCUAAACUUCUACCUUCUAGUUUGUCCUAUGCCUUAAAAUCAGCGGUCUUCUUUCAACUUCUUUUGUUGCUUUUCUUGCACUGUUUUUUCUUACUGAUGAGAUUAAUUUUUGUAUUGGUUGGAGGUGGUGCUUCCUUCAUACAAAAAACUACUGAUAUUCACUCUCCCCUAUGCAGCAAUCUGACAAGCAAUAUUAGCCAGGUUUGGGGUUGAUUUGCUUCUAGUGCACUGUAUUGCAGAUCACACUGAAAUCAAAUAAUAUUAUUUUCAAUCAAAUCAUUAUGCAUCAGUUUGUUUGUUUUUUUUCUUUGAUUUAAGGAUUUCGACUUCCUGAAUUUAGGUGAGAGUUGUGGAAGUAAAUUGCCCCAAAUCUGAUAACAGUGCAUUUUGCCAUAAGCAGCUUCUUACUAUAGCUGCUCUAUCGUCCAAUGAGGUGUAUAGUAGUAUUUUCAGAAUAUUUUAGGGGAACAAAACAAUGUGAAAACCUUCCAGUAUACAUCGCCAGUAACCAGUUUAUGUGGUAUACCUCUACAAACUAUUGCUAUCCAAACAACAGCCCUGUGAUUAAGUGGUGGUAUAUAGACAAGUCUCCCUUGUGUAUGUUAAUGUGGAUAAACAAAGUGCACAAAGAAUAUGGAUUAUUACAAGGAUGUUGGAUUGUUUUCGCUUUUAUCUAAUGAAUUGGUAACCCUGUGUAAUGCAGUUCAAUCCAAUACAAUAACACUUUAAACUAUAUCCUCAGAAAAUGCUGUAGAAUUUUAUAUAUAAAAAUUCAGUAUAACUAAAAGGGAAAACGCUGAACAAACCAAUCACUGAGUGUAGAAAAGAUGUAUUCCCCCUCUGUAAUCACUUAGAAAUUGGCAGAGAAGUUAAUAAAUGGUUUUUCAUCCAAUUCUACUUCUAUCAUCCAUGGGGCUCCUGAUGGAUAUAAACACUGUAAAGUUGUUGUAUAGGAAUAAUGGCAGGUUUGCUAUGGUGCCCAAGGAUUUGAUGAAUUCAGGAAAAACACUGGAAAUUGCUUCACAUAAAACCAUUUUGUGUCACUAUUUUUGUGCCAUAUGCUUUCUUUUUCAUGCAAUAAACUGCACUUUAAGUGA